Molecule: messenger RNA, 5495 nt
Organism: Xyrauchen texanus (razorback sucker)
Lineage: Eukaryota; Metazoa; Chordata; Actinopteri; Cypriniformes; Catostomidae
Gene: cacnb4a
Product: calcium channel, voltage-dependent, beta 4a subunit
Exons: 13
Coding region: 245-1702 (485 amino acids)
Biological process (GO): regulation of voltage-gated calcium channel activity; calcium ion transmembrane transport; neuromuscular junction development
Cellular component (GO): voltage-gated calcium channel complex
Molecular function (GO): high voltage-gated calcium channel activity; protein binding
Source: RefSeq, a predicted model, not a curated record
GCCAGGUGUCUACAGCCUCCGGGGAGAGCCCCACUUCUUUAUGAUGUGAUCGAUCAUGGUUCAUUCUCCACUCAUACAAUACGCUGACUUCAAGAGGUGAUAGGGCAGCUGCUGUCUGCUUAUCAUUCCUGCUUUGGCGCUCUUUCUGUGGGCAAGUGAAUUGUAAGAGAGCGUAUCCCUAGAGCUUUCUUAUACCUCAUUUGCAUUUGAUCAUUAAGGAGAUCUUUGGGAAUAUCAAACCUCCAUGUACGACAAUUUGUACCAGCAUGGAUUCGAAGACUCUGAGGCGGGUUCAGCUGACUCCUACACAAGCAGGCCCUCUGACUCAGAUGUCUCUCUUGAUGAGGAACAGGGAGGUCAGCAGGAGAAAGAGCAGCAGGCCACCGUCCAGCUGGAGAGGGCGAAGGCUAAAGCAGUGGCCUUUGCCGUGAGGACAAACGUCAGCUACUGUGGUGCUCUGGAUGAGGAUGUCCCUGUCGCUGGCACUGCUAUUUCCUUUGAUGCUAAAGAUUUUCUUCACAUAAAGGAGAAGUACAACAAUGACUGGUGGAUUGGGCGACUGGUGAAAGAAGGUUGUGAUAUCGGCUUCAUUCCCAGUCCUGUAAAACUGGAGAACAUUCGCCUACAACAGGAGCAAAAAAGGAGCCGCUUCCAUGGGAAGUCCAGUGGGAACUCCUCCUCCAGUCUGGGUGAAAUGGUGUCAGGCACAUUAAAGCCCAACCCUCCUUCUGCAGGAAAGCAGAAACAGAAAUUGGCCGAGCACAUUCCUCCAUAUGAUGUGGUCCCCUCCAUGAGGCCGGUGGUCUUAGUUGGCCCAUCACUUAAGGGCUAUGAGGUGACAGAUAUGAUGCAGAAAGCACUCUUUGACUUCCUGAAACACAGGUUUGAAGGCAGGAUUUCAAUCACGAGAGUAACUGCAGACAUUUCUUUAGCAAAGAGAUCUGUGCUGAAUAAUCCCAGUAAGAGAGCCAUCAUCGAGAGAUCCAACACCAGAUCCAAUUUAGGUGAGGUUCAGAGCGAGAUAGAGCGGAUCUUUGAAUUAGCCAGAUCCCUUCAGCUGGUUGUACUGGAUGCAGAUACAAUCAACCAUCCAGCCCAGCUCAUCAAAACCUCUUUAGCUCCCAUUAUCAUCCAUGUCAAAGUGUCUUCUCCAAAGGUAUUGCAGCGGCUAAUCAAAUCACGAGGAAAGUCUCAGAGCAAGCAUUUAAACGUGCAACUGGUUGCAGCAGACAAAUUAGCUCAGUGUCCUCCAGAAAUGUUUGACAUUAUUUUGGAUGAGAACCAGCUUGAGGAUGCAUGUGAACACCUAGCUGAGUACCUAGAGGCCUACUGGCGUGCAACUCACACAUCCCUCAGCACUCCCCUGAACCCUCUACUGGGCCGCAACCUGGGCUCCACUGCGCUGUCUCCAUAUCCAACAGCCAUCUCUGGACUACAGAGACAAAGAAAUAAAAACAGCAAUCAUGUCACUGACCACUCUCCAGUGGAAAGGUGCAGCUUGAUGACCUCUGAUGAAAACUAUCACAACAACGAACGGCAAAAGAAAAGUCAUAACCGCCUGUCCUCCAACUCCCAGCAAAGUCGUGACCACUACCCUCUGGUAGAGGAGGACUACCAAGAUCCCUAUCAAGAUGCAUACAAACCCCACCGCAACAGGGGCUCUCCCGGGGCCUACAGUAACGACUCACGGCAUAGACUCUAAAUUAAUAUCCAAGAGUUCUGAGAUAACUCUCAUGUAAUUGUGUAAGCCCGUUUCUGAAAAUCCAGUGCAAUACAGGUCCUCACCCAUGAGGCUGUCUCAAUUAAAAACAGAAUCCGAGCAACCUGGUCCAUCUAGGUAAGACCACUGUUCGCAGCCCAUGCAUAUCUAUUGUAAGGCAGUUUGUAUUGUAAGAUUGGAGGUGCAGAUAUUUAUGUGCAAUGGUUAAGAGAAGAUGAUAUCUUGGAGGAGUAAGAACUAUAGUAUAAGCCAUUGACCAUUUCUGGUCCAUAAUUUCCCUAGGUCUAAUUCUUCACAGGGUUUUCUGCAUUCUCUAUAUUUGCAGGACUUGCUGUAGUGGCAUGCUAAUUUUACUCUGAACUACUGUAGUGCUGGCAUGCAGAAAUGCUCAAAAGUUUCAGUAGCCAAUCAGCACAGAGCCUUUUUGCACGAUCGCAGUAGCCAAUGGAAGCAGAGUGUCAUGCAUUCACUGUUUUGUUUAUUUCUAUUUUGGUCUUUAUUUGGAUGUUCUUCCCCUAUACCCAGGGUUACAGAGCCAUAAUAUCCUAAAUACUGAUUUGACCUCUCUGUAUUUCCCCAUUUAUGAAGAACAUUAAGCCUAUAUUUUAACUAAUAGGAAUGUUUUGCAUACAUCAGAUGUAAGGAGAUGGCGGCCUGAAAGUGAAUGGUGACUAACAUGCGAUAUGUUUUGCGAUAGCUUCAAAAGAACUGGAACAUGUUAGUCAUCCAUUUGGGAAUCAGACUAUUCUCGCUGUAUAUUUCAUGUUUUAGAUAUAUUCAAAUGCAUGUUCAAGAGCUGUUAACGAAAUGGAAAGACAUGGAAAAACAUUUGGUUUCAGUAUUUUUCUGAAUAAGAACUGGUUGUCAGUUCCAGAUCCUACUAACAUGCUAUGAAAUUGAAUGUUGACAGAGACUAACAUACAGCCUAAGAUCUGCUUUUUGUGUUCCAUGGUAGAGAGAAUUUCAGACAGGUUUGGAACAACAUGAGGGUGAGUAAAUGAUGACAGAUGUUCAUUCUUGAAAAUAAUGUUACUAUGCAAAGAAAUCUUAAUUAUCCUAAAACGGGCUUAAUUUUCUUCAUAUAAAAUGUAUUUCCCCCCUUUUUUUAGGUGUUCUUGUGUUUUUUUUACAAAGAGUAGCCUACUCACAGGAGUUUGGUUUGAUGCUCAUAUCACCUAAAAAUUUCUGUGACAUAUUUCCUUGCUGUGGUUUGUUUUUAGGUAUUGGGUUCUGGUUGUGGUCUUGAUACCGCAAAAAUGUGUGGCGGCUACUGUAAGUUGAGAUUAAUUCUUCAUUCUUCUUUCUGUGGAUCAAUAUGUCUGUAGAAAAUAUCUCUGUCCUGUUGAGGUUUACGAGACUCUUUAGUGUGUGCCUGAGAAAUAGUAAAGAUUUUGUGUGUUGUAGCAGGUACACUGGAGGUUUAUAUGUGAUUUAAAAAAAAAUACUGGAAAUUAAAUUUAGAUAAUUCAACUUCAGACAACAAGAUACAAGGUACAAGAUAUGUUUAUUUAUUUAUUUUUGUGUGAAGGCUUAUCUGAAAAUCAUGCAAGAUCACGUUACUUUCAUUGGUAAAUAUGAAAGAAAAAACAAUGUCUUUUCUGUUUUAUUUUGAUAUUUCUCCUCAUUCUUUGUGUAAUGAAAAAUGCCAAAUUAUGUUUCAUUGUCAUCAGAUAAACCGCUCAAGAAAAUAAUUCUGUUUCAUAAGGAAAGUUAUUUGAAUGUUAUCAGGAUGUUGACAUUUGUGUUUUACUUGACUCAUUUCUUGGUAUUACAAAUCAGAGUUCUGCAAUUAAUUACCUGACAUGUUGCAUGUACAGAUCACAGAUUCUGAUUUCUUUCCUCUUACAGAAAUUGCAGUUGUGCGUUUGUAACAGCACAACAGAGAUGGAACACAAGCAGUGUUUAAGGGAUAGUUCACCCAAAAAUGAAAAUUCUAUCAUCAUUUAGGCCUACUCACACUCAAGAGAUGUGUAUGACUUUCUUUCUUCUGCUGAACACAAACCAAGAUUUUUAGAAGAAUAUCUCAACUUUGUAGGUCAAUGCAAUGCAAGUGAAUAGUGGCCUGAACUUUGAAGGGCCAAACAGCAUAUAAAGCCAGAGUAAAAGUUAUCCAUACAAAUCCAUCCAACAGUGGUUAAAUCCAUCUCUUCUGAAGCAAUAUGAUAGGUGUGGGUGAGAAAAUUGUAAAUAUUAAAGUAUUUUAUUCUAUAAAUUCUCCCCCCUUCCAGUAGGUGGCAAUAUGCAGGAAGAAUGCAAAUCGCAGAAUACAAAAGAGUAGGUGGAAGUGAAAGUGGAGAUUUAUAGUAAAAAAGGACUUAAAUAUUGAUGUUUCUAACCAACACCUAUCAUAUUGCUUCUAAAGAAUUAUAUUUAACCACUGGAAUCUUAUGAAUUACUUUUAUGCUGCUUUGAUAUGCUUUUUGGACCAUCACAUAUCUGUCCACCGUUCACUUGCAUUCAACAGAAGAAAGAAAGUCAUACACAUCUGGGAUGGAAUGAGGGUAAGUAAAUGAUGAGAGAAUACUAUUUUUUUGGUGAACCAUACCUCUAAUUCAAGCAGUAUUAUAGUUUUACUGUGUGCGUUUUAUCCUUCAGUGGCUUCAUAGUUGAGAUUUAAGCAUUUCAUUUUUUAUAUGCGAUUGGUGUGGAAACAUCUGGAUUUGACCAGUUUCCACUCUGCUUUGCGAUAUUAAUAAACCUAUAUGCUGUAUAAAAGAGGUAGAUUUGAUCGUAGUGUAAACUGUGAACUUGCCCUUUUCAGAACCAAUAAGAAGGUCAAUACGCCGUUUUCAGUAUUUACGUAGCAUUUAAAAGCAUUCGGUAAUCGUAUUGCAAACGUUCCUUGCUGGACUUGAGGGGUCAGUAGAAGUCAAUAUAGUUUGGGUAAAGUGUCCUUAAUGUCUUUCUUAUCACUGCCGCUCCCAUUUUCCCUGCCCAUCUGCAUUGUCUUGUGUAACACAGGUUCAGUACCUCUUUUCUAAGUGCAAUUUUGUCCCAUAAAGUGUAGCUAAAACACAAACAUUUUGGUGUAUGGCUCCAAACUUCUAAUGACCCAUUUUAUGGUUCUUUGAUCUGCAGUUUAAACCAAUUUUGGUGACACUAUUGUAGCCAAUGCUCAGGACCAUUGCAUAAAUUCUGUUUUUCCCCAUUGUUUUAUCUAUUAAUUUCUCAUCAUUCUUUUUCAAUUUCAAUCAAUACAUUCCUUGCCAGUGACUUUAUGAUUAUGCCUUAACUGCUUAAGGUAUACUGUAUAUGUUUGAUUUUCUUAAACUUUAGCAGAGAGUUCUGUGCAGUUUGUUUUAUUUUUGAAUGUGUGUUAACCAGAAUUGAUUCAUAUCGUAGAACUAAAACUGUGUUCUUCCUAUUUCAUACCAGUACCACAGUAAAACAAUGACUAGAAUUUCACUGAAACUUUCCAUUCCUGGGAUAGAAGUUUUUUUAUUAGUUUUUUCUUCACUGAAAUUUCUGUAUCAUGCAAUGGCAUGUUGGUAAAAUACAAUGAGAAAUUGAUCCAAAAUAAAUUACAGCCUUUUACUAUGCAAAAUGUACAGUUCUGCAUGCUAAUGCUUUACCUCCGUCUGCAACUUAAUUGCUUCAAAUGGAGUUCAGAUGGAAUUUUUGUAUUUGUGCAGGACAGUUUUUGAGAGAAAUGCAAACCUGCAUGCAUAAUAUUCCACUUUGCAUCAUCCGAUUUCAGAAACACUAUAUGUUUUUUGGUAAAUAGAUGCGUAAAUAGUAAUGUAGGUAUGUUGUUUUCAUUUGUAAAAUAAAUUUG